Phalacrocorax carbo (great cormorant) is the source of this 1446-nucleotide messenger RNA. NCBI's taxonomy places the organism in Eukaryota, Metazoa, Chordata, Aves, Suliformes, Phalacrocoracidae. The record is from RefSeq and is a predicted model, not a curated record.
AUGUCGGCAGAGCACGCUGUCAAGGGAGAAACCCCCAGGUCAGGGGAGGUGGGCCACCAGCGUGGACAUGGCCAGUCUCUCAGGAGACUGCUAGCCCAGGCAGUAGGGCUGCAAGACCCUCCAUGCAAUGUACCUGAGGGUUCCUCCCAGGGCCACACAGAUUGCUAUGGCAGUGUCAGCAGAAAUAAAACCUCUGGGGCUUCGUGCAAAACUGCAAAGCCAGAGGGUUUAUCUUACUGCGGUGGGAUUUCUGCCUACAAUGCUGGUUCUAACAAGUCUGAAGCCAUGACAGAAUGGACAUUGGCACCACCCAAAAUGAUUACUCUAAUGAUGUGGUUGCACAAGCCCAGCUGUUUGGAGCGUUAUGGGAAUAUACUGAAUGUUGACACAACUGGAGCUUCAGAGGCAACCGCAAAACCGGAACGACUGAGCUACGCAGGAGUUCCCGCCUCAGAGAAGAUUGCAGAAAAAGAUUUGGAGAACAUGAAGAAAUACGAAGCCAAGAUUAAAAAAGUUGGCAACAGCAAGUGUGUUGAUCCAGCUGUGAUUGCUGGUAUUAUCUCUCGAGAGUCGCAUGCUGGGGCAGCGCUGAAGGACGGCUGGGGUGACCAUGGAAAUGGGUUUGGUUUAAUGCAGGUUGACAAACGGUACCAUAAGAUUGUCGGGACAUGGGACAGUGAAGAGCACUUAGCACAAGGUACACAGAUUUUGUGCGGAAUGAUCGAGACAAUCCAGAAGAAAUUCCCAAAAUGGACAAAGGAACAGCAGCUCAAAGGUGGGAUUUCAGCCUAUAAUGCAGGCCCCAACAACGUCCAGAGCUACGACAGAAUGGAUAUUGGCACAACACACAAUGACUACGCCAAUGAUGUGGUUGCAAGAGCCAAGUUUUAUAAGAGAAAUGGAUACUGAGAUGUCCAACUAAUGAUGAGAUUUGAGUCACUGAUUGCAUACUUUCCUUCUAAUUAAAAAAACUUCUGGAUUUCUCCCCCAGAAAGAGUAAGAAUGGGGCGGGCAAUGAAGCCAGAAACAAAUGCAAGCUUUCAAUGCUUUUUUUUUUCAGCUAAGACUAAAGAAAAACACUUUAAAAGAUAACACUACUAAUAAUGCAAAGUGCAACCUAUCUUUUGCCAUUUAUUUUUUCUCUCACUUCACAAGAAUAUUAAAGCAAAAUUUUAAUCUGUGCUUACAGUUUCUCAAGCAGCAGAUUAAUGCUGCAAGAAAGUUAUAACACUGCUUAACAAGACUUUAUCUGCCUUAUAUUUCAUCUGUCAAUAUGUUGUCUAACUGCAGUACAAAAUUCGCUAGCAAUUUGCAAUUUUGGAAUUGAAUAUUUGCAAUAAAUAUUGUAUAUGCUUAACCUACCAGAAGAGUAUAUCACAGUUUACCAUAUCCUUUCAGAAUAAUUGCUCUUAACUUUGGUGGUGAGACCCGAAAGUGCCCGUUUCU